AUUUUGUAUCCCAUUCGAUCUCACUUUCUGGCUUCUUAGUUCUCUCAUACACUUCUUGAGCAUCUCUCUUGCAUUCUUAAUUUGGAUAGUGAAAUCAUUUGGGUUUCUGUGCUUCUUGGUGUGUGUGCGCUUAAUAUCUGUGUCAGUGAUUCAGUUCGUUGCAGCACGAUUUGAACCACCCUCCUCAUAACUUGGCCUUCCACCCAUUUUUUCUCUCAUCUAAUAUCCCCAGAUUUUGAGUAUAUAUACUCCAAAAACUUUUAAGACUUUCUUACACAAAAGGCUUCUGCUUUCAGUACAAAAAUGGGUACUGUUCUUCCCCAACACCAGGCUUUUGAUGUUUCUGUGGAUGUGCAACCACAGAGUGGCUCGAAGUGUUUCGAUGACGAUGGCCGUCUCAAACGAACUGGAACUGUUUGGACUGCAAGUGCUCAUAUUAUCACCGCUGUGAUUGGUUCUGGUGUGCUGGCCUUGGCUUGGGCCAUAGCUCAACUUGGCUGGGUUGCUGGUCCUGCCGUGAUGCUCUUGUUCUCUUUUGUCACUUACUACACAUCUAGUCUUCUCUCUGCUUGUUAUCGUACCGGUGAUCCUGUCACUGGCAAGAGAAAUUACACUUACACAGAUGCUGUCAGAUCCAACCUUGGUGGGUUCAAGGUGAAGAUUUGUGGGUUUGUUCAGUACUUGAAUCUUUUUGGAGUUGCUAUUGGCUAUACUAUAGCAUCAUCUAUAAGCAUGGUGGCUAUAAAGAGGUCUAACUGCUUCCACAGCAGUGAUGGAAAAGAUGAAUGCCAUGUGAACAGCAAUCCUUAUAUGAUUGCUUUUGGCAUUGCAGAAAUCAUAUUCUCCCAAAUUGAAAACUUUGAUCAGCUAUGGUGGCUCUCCAUUGUUGCUGCUGUCAUGUCCUUCACUUACUCCUCUAUUGGACUUGGCCUUGGAAUUGGGAAAGUUGCAGAAACUGGAACAAUUAGGGGAAGCAUGACUGGAAUAGACAUUGGAACAGUGAUUGGGACUCAAAAGAUAACUGAGACUCUAAAGAUAUGGAGGAGCUUCCAAGCACUUGGUGACAUAGCCUUUGCCUACUCCUACUCUCUCAUCCUGAUUGAAAUUCAGGACACUGUCAAAUCCCCACCGUCCGAAGCCAAGACGAUGAGGAAGGCGACUCUAGUCAGUGUGGCAACCACAACCCUUUUCUACAUGCUGUGUGGCUGCAUGGGCUAUGCUGCUUUUGGGGAUGCAUCCCCCACAAACCUCCUCACCGGUUUCGGUUUCUACAACCCUUACUGGCUCAUUGACAUUGCCAAUGCUGCCAUAGUCAUCCAUCUUGUUGGUGCCUACCAAGUCUUUGUCCAACCCCUCUUUGCUUUUGUUGAGAAAUCAGCAGCAGAGAAGUACCCAGAUAGCCAAUUCAUCACCAAAAACAUCAAAAUCCAAAUCCCUUGUGUCGGUCUUUACAACCUCAAUAUGUUCAGAUUGGUGUGGAGGACACUGUUUGUGAUCACAACCACUGUGAUUUCCAUGAUCCUUCCAUUCUUUAACGACGUUGUUGGACUUCUUGGCGCUUUGGGAUUUUGGCCACUCACAGUAUACUUCCCAGUGGAGAUGUACAUUGUCCAGAAGAGGAUUCCAAAAUGGAGCACCAAAUGGCUUUGCCUCCAAACCCUAAGUGGUGCUUGCCUCAUAAUCUCCAUAGCUGCUGCUGCUGGCUCAAUUGCCGGGGUGCUUUCCGACCUCAAGACCUACAAGCCAUUCCAAUCCAGCGAUUGAUUCAGCAAAACUUUUAACAGUCAUCAUUACUCAGCAUUUAGUCUUUCCGUUCCCGGUCUAGCUACAGUGGUAAAAAGUAUUUACCCUCACUCGAGAUCAAAGAUCUACUUUGUAACAGAAAAAAGAAGAAGAAGAAGAAAGAAUUGGUCCUUAGGAUUUCAAUUCUUGUUCAUGUUGAUAAUGAUGCUUGCAUAUAUAGAGUUGUUUUAAGUA
This is a messenger RNA of Rosa rugosa (rugosa rose), 1977 nucleotides long. Its product is annotated as amino acid permease 3-like. NCBI's taxonomy places the organism in Eukaryota, Viridiplantae, Streptophyta, Magnoliopsida, Rosales, Rosaceae. Gene Ontology annotation, cellular component: plasma membrane. The record is from RefSeq and is a predicted model, not a curated record. The coding region runs from base 304 to 1764 and encodes 486 amino acids. The transcript is spliced from 5 exons.